UCAAUUUACUUGUAAUAAAGAUAAGAGACAGCCACGCGGGCCGUGUCGGUCUGCCGUUGUGUGGAGCAACAUUAUACAACCUGGGCUAUAGGAGGGGGAACAGGAGAUCGGUGUAGCAGACCGCAUACCCAUCACCGUAACACGAUUGAUACAGACGCUGCUUCUCACCAGUGCCAAUUUACUCACGGACAACACACAAGUAGCAACAGAGUGACCCCACAAUUUCGAUAAAGUCUUUAAACAAUAUGAGAGAUUUUUAACUUCGUGUGUCUGCUGGUUCAAACCGAGAAGAUACAGUAUGGAACCCUCUCAGGGUUUAAGGAAUAUGACUAAAUCUAAGGAACUAUGGCGACAGAUCCGACUGGAAAUGAAGCAGGUGAUUCAGAGUUAUUCCACCUUUCUCCUGAUCCCCGUGGUCAUCUCUGCCAUCCUCUUGAUUGUCUUUUUCUGGAGGCGUUACCUGCGCUGGACCGUCCCGUGUCAAAGCUCGCGCCUGCUCAACGGUAAAACCGUCAUCAUUACAGGAGCAUCUGGGGGACUAGGCAAGUCUACAGCGUACGACCUUGCCAAGAGGGGCGCCAAGGUCAUCCUUGCCUGUCGGAACAUGAAGAAGGCAGAAGCAGUAGCCAGGGCAAUACGCAUGAAGACACAUAACGAUAACGUGUACGCAUACUACAUUGAUCUUGGAUCUUUGCGCACCGUGAAGGACUUUGUACAGGAUUUUCAGAAGAAUGAACCAAAACUGGACGUUCUAAUUAAUAACGCGGCUUACUUGGGGCCUCGGGCCACGACAGAGGACGGGUACGAAAGGAGUUUCGGGGUAAACUAUUUGGGCCAUUUCUACCUUACCUACCUGCUGAAGGACAGACUAAAGAAAUGCGCCCCAAGUCGUAUCGUCAAUGUAUGUUCGGACUCCUAUGCAAAGGGCAAGCUCGAGUUCGAAGACCUGGCGAUGAAGAACUACGACAUUUAUGGCGCAUACGCGCGCAGUAAACUGGCAAUAGCACGGUUCACAGUGGAGGCGCAUAGGUGCUGGUUUCCUGACGUUGUGCUCGCCUACGCUGUGCACCCAGGCUGUGUCCACACGGAACUACUGAGGAACUGGCCUGGAGUUUUCGGAGAGGUGUUGCGGGCAGCUGCGAGGUUUCUGUUCAAGACCCCAGAGGAAGGAUGUCAGACAAUUGUCUAUUGCGCAGUGGCGGAAGGCAUUAGAGACCAAUCCGGAAAAAUGUUUGAGAACUGUAAACCACUGAAAACGAAAGAUUUUGUAAAAGAUAAAGCUAAAGGUCGACAACUGUGGAAUAAAAGCUUACGCUUAUGUGACUUAGACGAGGAACCUGAUGUCUCUGACGACGAGCCUACACCGGAAGUAAACAAUGUCAAGGUCACUGGUGAACAGGACGAGACAGGUGCACAACACCUUGCAAAUCCGGAAGGAAAGAAAGAGAAAUAGAUAAAUGAAUUUAGUUAUAUGCGUGUGAAUGAGUGAGCAGCUGUUAGACUAAAUGCGCAUGCUCGUUGUUACUGCUAUUUAUCAUUUCAAUGUUAGGUAGAGAUAAGAUUGUGUGUGAGUGUUAUAUAGCUGUCACUUAUACAUUUGUAAGGUAGGUGCAGGAUUUCGCUGAUUGUUGGCUCCAUUAUGUUACAAGCAGUGUUUCUUAUCUACUGAAAGGAUGUUAUUACGUUGAAUGUUGCAUUAUGUAUGCCAUUCAAAGUCACACAAAUGAUUACUUUAACCUAUUUACUUAUCAACGUUAUGUUGUUUUGCGUAUUGCAGAGUUAUCUUCUCUUGGGAACAGGUAUUGAUUGUUACGUCAUUGGUUUGUGCGA
Molecule: messenger RNA, 1830 nt
Organism: Mizuhopecten yessoensis (Yesso scallop)
Lineage: Eukaryota; Metazoa; Mollusca; Bivalvia; Pectinida; Pectinidae
Product: retinol dehydrogenase 13-like
Exons: 4
Coding region: 299-1453 (384 amino acids)
Source: RefSeq, a predicted model, not a curated record